Messenger RNA from Nicotiana attenuata, 1886 nucleotides. Its product is annotated as endoglucanase 8-like. Gene Ontology annotation, molecular function: hydrolase activity, hydrolyzing O-glycosyl compounds. Gene Ontology annotation, biological process: carbohydrate metabolic process. The coding region runs from base 243 to 1727 and encodes 494 amino acids. Lineage: Eukaryota; Viridiplantae; Streptophyta; Magnoliopsida; Solanales; Solanaceae. The record is from RefSeq and is a predicted model, not a curated record. The transcript is spliced from 7 exons.
AUUUGCUGAACAUGUUGUGCCAUCCCCAGAUGACUUCAAUCAGAGAUGAUUAUUUUAACUUUACCCCGGAAGAAUAUAAUGAAUAUGAACUCUCAAGGCUUGCUUUUCCUAUCUUCAUGGAAAAGCAAUAUUCUAGGUACUGAAGAUGUGCACUGGGGAAAAGUACAUAUAUAUAUUGUCAAAAUAAAUUCUCCGGCAAAUAAACAAUAAACGUCGUACCUAGAACAAGACCAUUAAGAAAUAUGAUUGGUUGCAGAAAAACUCCUUGCCAAGUGCUGAGAAUAAUAGCAUCAUUUGUCUGCUUGACAGCAACGGUGGCGGCAAAGGUUCCUAAUAAUCCUAAUUACGCUGAUGCCUUAACAAAGAGCAUUCUCUUCUUCGAGGGACAAAGGUCUGGCAAAUUACCCCCUAACCAGCGUAUGACUUGGAGAAAAGAUUCUGCUCUUCACGAUGGAGCUGACAAGGGUGUGGAUUUGGUAGGUGGCUACUAUGAUGCUGGUGACAAUAUCAAGUUCCAUUUUCCAAUGGCUUUUACUACGACCAUGUUAGCUUGGAGUGUGGAGCAGUUCAAAAAUACAAUGGGAUCAGACUUACAACACGCCAUGGAGGCAAUCAAGUGGUCCACGGACUAUUUCUUAAAGGCUACAAACAUUCCCAACGUAGUAUUUGCACAAGUAGGUAACGCCGAGGCUGAUCAUAACUGCUGGGAAAGGCCUGAAGAUAUGGACACGCCGCGUACUACUUUUGCAGUUACUGCACAAGCUCCUGGUUCUGAAGUUUCUGCUGAGAUUGCUGCUGCUCUUGCUGCUGCAUCCGUGGUGUUUAAGCCUUCUGAUCCCGCAUAUUCCAAAUUGCUUGUUAACAGAGCCAUCCAGGUUUUUGAAUUUGCGGAUAAAUACAGGGGAUCUUACAAUGACAGCAUAGGACCUUGGGUGUGCCCAUUCUACUGUAACUACAACGGAUACAAUGAUGAAUUGCUUUGGGCUGCAGCCUGGCUGCUCAAAGCUACAAGGAAACCUAUGUAUUGGAACUACGUUAAGCUAAACAUAAUAAACUUCAAAUCGGACAUCGAAAGUGGAUUAUCAGAAUUUGGAUGGGAUGCCAAGCAUGCUGGUAUCAAUGUGCUUAUCUCCAAGUUUGUUCUCGAUAACCCUUCAAAUGCAAACCCCUUCCUUCCUUACGCUGAUACAUUCGUCUGCAGUGUAUUACCUGAAUCUCCUACCAGUACAGUUAGAUACACUCCAGGUGGACUCGUGUACAAAGCGGGGAUUUGUAAUAUGCAAAAUCCAACAGCUCUGUCGUUUCUACUUCUUACCUAUGCGCGCUACAUGAAAACCAGGAUAAUUCGCUGUGGCAACAUUGAUGUAACUCAAAAGAUGCUAAUACGUUUUGCAAGAAGCCAGGUGAAUUAUAUUCUUGGGAGAAAUCCAGUGAACAUGUCAUACAUGGUUGGAUUUGGAGCAAAAUUUCCUCAAAGAAUACACCAUAGAGGGGCUUCAUUGCCAUCUAUUGAUCAAUAUCCAGAGAAGAUAGGAUGUAAAGAAGGGACACCAUAUUUCCUAAGUGAAAACCCAAAUCCCAACUUGCAUUUAGGGGCAGUAGUUGGAGGACCUGAUAUCAAAGAUUAUUUUGCUGAUUCUAGACUUAGUUCUUCCCAGUCAGAACCAGCUACGUAUGUAAAUGCACCACUUGUUGGCCUCUUGGCUUAUUUUAAAGCACAUCCCUAGUCCUCAAUACUUGUGAAAAUAACUAACUUUAAUUUGUAGUAGAUCAUUGAAUCUUCUUUCGCCUAAAUUGUAUUCAUUUGGAAUUUCAGGGAGAAAGAAAGGUUACAACUUAGAAUUAAGGAUUGGCUGAUAAUCUUCAGUACAAAGAUCUUUUACUCU